UUUAAGGCGCUCAAUGGAGCUAUAAUCCUCGACAAAGCCCGCGGGAGCGGUGAUGAGCGACGUUACGCCGCGCGAGGAAGCUUGAGGUACGUCGUCGCGCGGAACCUGGCCUGGCGCGGCGGAUUGAAAUUUGAAGGUUAACCGGCGUGCGAAGGUAAAGGUUAACCGGCUUCUACGAGCACGAUGAUCGAGACGGACAAGAAGGGCUGCCGGGAACUGCUGAUGCGGCGGAUGACCUUGGCCGUCAUCACGAGUGUAUUGCUGCAACUGUUUCUCGUCUGUUGCCUCGUCCUGCUCACGAAUGCGAGCACGGACUUUGCGCGUUGGUUCGACGAGACGUGGAGCACCGUGAUGUCGCCACGGAUGUGGGUUUACUUCAUCGUCCUCGCCAUGGUGACAGUCCUGCAGGGUUUUCUCUGCAGCAAGAGUUACCUGCAUCCUCCGCCGUACUACAAGAGCAGAUUUGUCAAGCUGUGUAUGACCCUCAUGAUUCAGAGCUUGCUUCUGCGAGCGUUAUAUAUUGUUAUCGGUGGUAUUCUGGUCUGGCUACACUUGUCGUUGAAGAGAGGAAGCUACAGCUCGACUGCAGACUGCAGCGUCAUACGUGGAACGUGCACGAUGGAAGAGUACUAUUUCCUGCUGUUCAGCGGCUUGUGGAGUGGAUUAUACUUUUCAAUCAAGACUGGCGAUUCUGCUAGGAAAUAUUUCCGAUUUCCUAUUAUAGCGCAAUCUAAAUUCUUCCAACUGAGACAAAGAAUUUACACCAUGUUCCCGACAUUGAUAAUUUCCUCCAUGUGGUCAACUCUGUAUUAUAUGGCUGUUUAUUAUUUCAUGGGUUCGUAUUACCGUGAAGCAUUGUUAUCUAUGAUUUCUAUGCAGGUAGAAGUCAAGCCUUUGGACACUGUGGCUAAAUUGCUAAAUCUGUCACUGAUAUUGCAACUGUGGCUUCAUCAAUUUAUAUUCAUAUUGAUUAUCAGCAGUACGCACACGAUAUUUGAAAUAUACCUGACCGAAUGGGCGCCAUUUAAAUUUGGCUUGAGUGGCGCGUACACUCCUGAUAGUUCAGAAAUGACUCUUAUUGAUGUACUAUCAAUGGACAAGAUACCGAUAAUGCAGCACUUGGGUUACUUGGACCUGGUCACCUUAGCCCAAAAGGAGAAAAUGAGAAGGGGUACAUUGUUCACGCUCAGUCAGCCGGGUGGUCAUCCAUACAACUGGAACUGUGUGGUGCAAAAGUGUACAGAUCUUCUCAAAAAGUUCUCGUCGGACCUCAAUGCAAUAUCUGCAAAAUCUCAAGAUCAAACAACCUGUUACAGCACGUUGACAGCAAGAUUACCACCAGGUCAGCAAAGCCAAUAUAUGUACCACAUGCGGAAAUUAGUACCGGACGUAGCACCAACGUUAAUAGCGGAAGCAGAUGCAAGGGAAGCUCCUUACAGCGGUUCGUUUAUUCAAAAGUUUUUGAAGCAGAAAAAAGAAGCUGUUGUAACUUAUUUAUUUUCUAAGCCACUCAUCAGUUACAUCUUUGGCGAGCAAGAUGACAAUAAGAUUCGUUAUGCUUUACACAACGGGCAAAUGGUGAUUUGGGCAGCCGAAGCAAUUUCAUCUUUAACCGUCUUUUCGUUGAGUGAAGAUUCUUAUGGUAUUGUACAAAAGGAUGUGCCAAUCAUCAUCAACACUCUGCUGUCAGUGAAGCAGGCUCUGGACAAACUUCAAAAGUCAGCUGUGUUAGCAAGAAAAAUGCAAGCGGAUGAUAAAUUGAUUAGGGAGGUUUUUACGUCUUUACGAAGUGCGAUCAAGCGUAGUCUAUAUAGAAUUGUUACAAACUUUGAAUCGUAUAUCAAGGACUUGUCUCUUGAACCUUCGACGCUAGAACAAUUGCACGGGUUUCUUUAUUAUAAGGAAUAAUUAUAAAUAUUUAUAUUGUCACAAAGUGAACGUAUGUGAUCCAUCGGAUUUUGAAUCUGACAAAAAAACAUUGCAUUUUAAGUUUCUUGCGAUUGAACGACUACUUUUUUCAAUGAUCAUCUAUGUAUUAAGUUUAUGUAUAAGUUUAUUAAUAGUUAUGUAAAAAUAUUAACGCAACAUAUUUUUCAAUAUUAUAAUACUUUAUUUUAUAAGAUAUCAGUGUGUAGAUAAUUCUAUUUGCUUCGUCAAUAGCACAUUCCCAACUAAACGAUCGCAUGUAACAUUAAUCGUAAUGAUAUUGGAAUUAAAUCUCCAAUAUACAUGAAAGCAACAAAAGGAUAAUUCAUUCGAAAUGUAAAACAGUAUCAGUUUAUUGACUAUCCAUGGUUUACUGUUUUGUUAAAGAAAUUAUUAUGUACACUUGUUUAUCAAAUUGUUAAACCAAUCAUCACACAAAUGGCAUAUCUGAUACUAUAAUGUGAUAUUAUUUUGUUACUAUUAUUAACGAGAUAUAAAUUUUCGACACUAUGUAACGGAAAUCGACUUAUUUUGUAAGGUUGAAAUCUGAGCUUGUUCGUAAAUUGCAAGCGGCAUAAGAUUGCGAAAUUCUUCUUACGUUCUAGGAACAACUCGCUGCAUUUAUAUUUUAUAAUUGAUGCAAUUAGGAUUAUUAAUGAAACGGAAAAGUGUUGAAACAAUACGUGAUGCUUGGCUAGUUUCAACAUGCGAUCGCUUGUGCUUCCAGGCUUCCGCGGAAUAUUUCUAAUUUUCAAAAUCGAGCAUAAAUUUUUUGAUUGUGCGUGCCAAGUUCGCAACGUAUUGUUUAAAAAUUUCAGAUAACUCAUGCCUUUACUACGCAGGGCCUCCGCAACCGCCUAAAGUACUUUUCUAGAAAUAAGCGAAAAAAUUGUUACAAUGUAUAGUGUAUAAAAUAAAUGGAAAAGUCAGUAAUACAAA
Messenger RNA from Temnothorax curvispinosus, 2865 nucleotides. RefSeq names its product nucleoporin NDC1 (gene Ndc1). The transcript is spliced from 2 exons. Gene Ontology annotation, biological process: nuclear pore organization. NCBI's taxonomy places the organism in Eukaryota, Metazoa, Arthropoda, Insecta, Hymenoptera, Formicidae. The record is from RefSeq and is a predicted model, not a curated record. Gene Ontology annotation, molecular function: protein-macromolecule adaptor activity. Gene Ontology annotation, cellular component: nuclear pore transmembrane ring. Bases 184 to 1908 code for a protein of 574 amino acids.